Venturia canescens is the source of this 2155-nucleotide messenger RNA. It is a transcript of the gene Scgbeta, whose product is annotated as sarcoglycan beta. Bases 212 to 1252 code for a protein of 346 amino acids. The record is from RefSeq and is a predicted model, not a curated record. The transcript has 3 exons. Gene Ontology annotation, cellular component: sarcolemma; sarcoglycan complex. Lineage: Eukaryota; Metazoa; Arthropoda; Insecta; Hymenoptera; Ichneumonidae. Gene Ontology annotation, biological process: muscle organ development.
AAAAGCUCGUCCGUCGUUCGUUCUCGUUCUUAGUCCGGCGAGAAAGCGUCUGUACCGCAAGCCCAUCCGUUCUUUCGUCUCGUCGUUCUAAACAUAACUGUAGCAGCGCGUGAGUUUUUCUUCGUCUUCGUAGCUUCGAUUGAACCUCAUUAAUCGGUGUAGGAAGUACAAAUAUGUGUUACUUAGUAACUCGACAGAGCUACGAUUGAAGAUGGCGAGCUUCCUGAACACUUGCAAUGUCACCGGAUCUCCAUCAAUGUCGAAAACCGAAGACAAUUUGUCCAACAGCGAAGGUCCCCUUCUCAAAAGAAACCUCGGACAAAAUCACAUCACUGUAAGCUCUGAAAAUGUACGUCGUUCGGGAGGAAUCACUCCGAAAAAUCCGUCGCGAAUGUCCUGCCAGGAUGACACAACAUCGAUGUGCGAAUCCUCGAAAAAACGAUACUGUUUGUGGGCUCUGACUCUCCUUCUCGGAAUCGUCGGCCUCUGCAAUCUCCUUCUCAGUAUUACAAUUAUCUCUGUUUUGAGAGUAAGCCAUGGAAUGGAAGCAAUGGAAGUCAUACCGGAAGCGGACCUUGUUAAGUUCUACGGUAGAACAGAUUUGGACAAAGUCUUCGUUCAAGAAAGUAUUUGUCAAGGUUACGGGGACGAGCCUGUCGAGUUGAUCGGUGACGAUUCGAGUGUGUUAUUGUCCGUGAGGAAUCGCCGUCAUAAUAAUCCCAAAGGAAGAUUCAGCGUGCAACCGAACGGCACCACAUUUUCGAUGGUGGAGUCUUUCGAAGUGAAAGAUUCGCGUACAGGAGAUUCUCUCUUUUCGACAAAUUUUCCAAACUUCGGUUUACCCAGCGGAGUCGGAAAACUGGCUGUAAAUUUAGCGGAAACUCACCGAGUCGUAUCGCCGGUUAAUUCGAGUUUGACUUUCGAGUCUAAUCGACAGAUUACGAUUCACGGUGCGGAGAGCACGACGAUGGAAAGCAAAGCGAUUGUGUGGAUGGCGGACAACAACGUUUACAUAAAAAGUAAUCACGGCAUCGUGCUCAAUGGGAAAAAAGGCAUUUUUCUCGAUGUCGCUAAAAUGCCCGUUACCCGAACGUCUUAUCAAUUGAACAACGACGAAACUACCGCGCAAUAUAAAAUCUGCGUUUGUAUGCCACAAGGAAAACUGUUUCGUGUUCCGGUCGCGCCGGGUAGCAAUUUGAGAGUCAAUUGUGCGAGAAUCGCCACUUCCCCCGAGCUUGAUCCCUGUCAGUAGUGGACUGGACAUUUCCGGAUCAGCGUGAAUCGCACAUGAUCGUUUAAUGCGCGCCUUGUAUCCACCUGCGUUGGAUCAAUACACAAUUUUUCAAAUUUGAAAACAGCCCUAAAGUCAAUUCAAGCCGAUUUUUUUAGAUUCGUUGAAUCAGUUUGUUUAUUGCACUUGAACAUGAGCAAACGAAUCGUUUUUCCAGAAAUUUUUCAAUCGAAUGUACUCCAGAAUUGACUGCAUUUUGUAAAAAAAUUUGUUUAUACGAGACUUCCUCCCUUUAUUUUUUAUUUUUCCAUUCAGAAUUUUACUAUUUUUUUAAAUGGUUUAAUUCUCUACAAUUCUCAAGAAAAUGAAUUUCUGGGAAUAUUAGAGUAAGUGCAACUAAUUUGGGAUAGCAUUAUACACGUUUUUUUGUAUUCCAAAAUAGCUUCCUUUCCUCAAUCUUUUGAAUAUUAUUUACUGCAAUGUUCCUGAAAUUAUUUGCAAAAUUUGUAGAAAAAUGUUUGGCAGCAUUUCCUAUCAGAAUUGUCAAAAAAUAAAGAAUCCAGGGAACGUUUUUGGACGCUCGGAGAAUCGAGUGUCUAAGAACUUGACGAAUUUUGAAAACCCUACAAAAAUGCUCUGACGAAACUAAGUCUUCAGUAUUUCUCUUCCGAAUGGCAUAUCAAUUAAAAAUAAGUAUUUUUUAACUCGAUAAUUACCAAAAAUAGCGUUAUAGUUUGAAUGUUUAAUGUUGUUUUGGGUCAUAGUACGUCGUUUAGAGAAUUGUUAAUUAUGACAACGUUGAAUAAACGGUUGAUAGCGGAAUAAAAGUAGUCAUUAUUUAUUGAACAAGAUAACUAAAACAUUUCAUGAAUUAUACCUGCGUACAAUGCAAAUAAAAAAGUUCGAAGUAUGCGUAUGUGAUAA